AGGAAAAGGAAGAGGAAAUUCAAAUCAGGAAGGAUGUCGGAUAAGGAAGAUAACCCAUCAGAAGAAGUAAAAGAAAAGUCUGUAGAUGACAUCCCUUCCCAGGACCCAGAAUCUCAAAGAAAAGAAAGCAUGGAGAAAGAAGAUGGGGAAUUGAAGGAAACUGAAGAGACUGAGAACACUGUAGAAACUUCCCCAGAAGAGGUGUCGGAAAGCAUGGCAACUACCACUAGCCAAGACCUGCAAUCCCAGUCUGUCCCUGAAGAGAAUGAGCUCAUCUACUCUGAGGCACUGACCACUUCCUCCCCCCAGAGUUCCCUAGAAAUUUCAAGUGAAAAGUCUGAAGAAACAGAGAAAACAGAGAAAAGUAGAGGAAUAAGUACACAUUUUGAAGAAUCAAGUGAAAAGACUGCCACAGAACUGAGUGGACAAGCUCCCAUAGAAUUAUCUGACGAGGUUUUCACUGAAUCAAGUGGACAACCUCCUGUAGAAGGAUCAUCUGAUGAGGUUUUCACUGAAUCAAGUGGACAGGUUCCUACUGAGUCGACUGGAGAGGCUCCCACAGAAUCAAUCCAGGAAGCCUUCACUGAAUCAAGUGAACAUGGUCCUGCAGAGUCAAUCGAGGAGGCUUUCAUUGACUGGCUUGGAGAAGUUCCCACUGAAUCAUUCGAAGAGAUUUUCACUGAAUCAAGUGGACAACUUGCCAUAGAGUCACCUGAAGAGGGUUUCACUGAAUCGAGUGGACAACUUCCCACAGAGUCUGCUCAAGAGGCUUUCACAGAAUCAGCCGGACAGGCUUUUGGGGAGUGGACUGGACAGACUCUUCAAGAGCCUUCUGGAUCCACUGAUUACACUGCUGAUGAAACUGAGGCUCCUUUUCAGAAAUCCUCAAUCCGUGUCUUUGAGGGUACUUCUUCUUAUUCAGGGGAAGAAGGGCAUUUUGAAGAGGAGCAUUAUUCCCCCAAAGAACUAUCAGUGAAACAAGACUCAUUAGUGUAUUUCACUAAGGAAGACGAUCUGUUUAAAGAAAAGACUGAGGAAGCAAAAAUUUAUCCCCUGAACCUGACCUGGUGCUAUGGAUGGAACAGUUCUCUGCCCGUUUACAACAUGCGCGACGAAGAACAGAGGGUUGUGCUCUACACCUGCUCUCACACUGUGGUGCUCUUUGAUGUCCUUAAGAACAACCAGUUUCAUCUCCAGGGCCACAGUAAUGUGAUCACUUGUAUGGCGGUAAGUGAAGACCGAAGGUGGAUUGCCACAGCUGACAAAGGUCCACAGUGCCUGGUGAUUGUGUGGGAUUGCUUCUCUGGUAUUCCUGUGCAUACCAUAUUUGAUAGUUGUCCAGAUGGAAAUGGAAUCAAAGCCAUAGCAAUGACAAAUGAUGCUAAGUUUAUAGUGACGAUUGACGAUCAGACAUUUCAGAAAGUCUGCAUCUGGAGAUGGACUGUCGACACAGAGACCCCUGCAUGUUCAGUCUCUCUGGAACCAGAUUGUGGUAUUCAGGACUAUAUUAUUUUCAAUCCUGCUAAUUAUAGAGAAUUGGUGAGCAACAGCAAAACACAGUUAGUGUUUUAUGAAUGGGAUGAAGCAAAAGGCAUUCUUGAAAUUAGUAAGCCAGUCUUAACUGAAAAAACAUUCAACAAGAUUGUGGGAAAAUUUAGCCAGUCCGUCUUCCAUUUUGUUACCAGACAAGUUUUGUCUGCCACAAUGGAGGGAAAGCUGGUGGUCUGGGACCUCCACCCUCCACCUCGCUCUUACACUUCCCUAGAAAAGCUUCGAAUCAAAGCUUGUAAACUAGUGCAUUUGCAGCAGGACAGCCUUACCGUGUUAACUGCUGUGGACAGUUACUUCGUAACAGGUGAUAUCAGAGGCCACAUUCGGUUCUAUGAUUACAAGCUGUCACUGGUUAACUGGUACAGCCAGUUUAAACUGAGCCCUAUAAAAAUGCUGUCUUUUUCAAAGGAUCCCCUCGUGCCUGUGGGGGACAAAUCCAACUUCCCAUCAGACUGCACCCUUCCUGGGGACCCUUUCAUGGUAAGAAAUUUUAUCAUUGGCACAUCUGAUGCCAAAGUGUUCCAUUUAACGACAGAUGGGACCAAACUAGAGGAAGUCUUGAUUGAGUCCAAGGAAGCCAUUCACGCCAUUGAUUGCCAUCCCUACAAGCCUCUUAUUGCCAUCGGAGCAGCCUGUGGGCUCCUCAAAGUGUGGAAUUAUAAGAAGAAAAUGUACGUGGUGAGCAGGAUCUUUGAGGAAGGCCUUGGAAUCCAGAGCUUGGCCUUCAAUCUUGAAGGGUUUCUUUUAGGGGCUGGCUUCACUGAGGGCACGGUUUACAUUAUGGAUGCAGUGUCCCUAAAAAAUGAGGCUCCUCGGCCUUUCAAGUAUUCCAAAGGCAGCGUGACCCUGAUAACCUUCUCCCAUGACUCCCAGUUUUUGGCAACUGCUGAUAUACAUUUCACUGUGGCAGUUUACAAGAUAAUAAUAAAAGAUGGAGAAAAGGUCUGGGAAUAUUUAGCAAGACUUCAUUCUCACAACAAAAAAAUCCAGAGUCUGAUGUUUGGAGUUCAGCAAGACAACAAUGAGCCUCGUCUGCUAAGCCUUGGCAAGGACAGAUUGCUGAUAGAGUAUGAUCUUGUGAACUGCCACAGGGACCACCUGGAGAUCCUGGACAUCCAUCGCACAGACCAGGAAGCCCUCCCAAAUUGUAUGGUCUGGUACCCACCCAUCACCAGAGAGUCUUUCUUGCUCAUUUGCAACACUGGAUACAAAGUGAAGCUGUUUAAUUCCACAACAAAGAUGUGCAGAAAGACGCUGAUUGGGCCAACGUAUGGAUCACCCAUUCAGCAAGUCCUGGUCCUCCCACCCAAAGGCACAGAUGACUUAAAGGACCGAUACCUAGCAUUUAUAAACAAAGACAAGGUUGGACUUCAGAUCUUACCAGUUGAUGGAAAUCCCCAUAAAACAUCUGCCAUUAUUUGCCACCCAGAUGGGGUGUCCAAGAUGACUCUUUCUUAUGAUGGUACCUACGUCUUUACUGCGGGCGGUGAUGACCACACUGUAUUACAGUGGGAGAUUAAUUUAGAGGCUCUGGAGGCAGCUGUUUACCUGGGGGGUGAAGAUUUGACCCCAUUCUACGGUCUGCUGGAUGGGGGCAGAGAGGGAGAAUUCUACAAGGAACUAGAAGACUAUUUUUAUUAUUCUCAGCUCCGUAGUCAGGGUAUCGAUACGAUGGAGACCAGAAAGGUGUCAACACAUAUUUCCCUGAGUGAGCUUCCUUUUGUAAUGAGAGCAAUUGGCUUCUAUCCAUCUGAGGAGCAGAAUGUAAAGUCCUUGAAGGCUGUUUGGAGAUUCUCCAGGGAGUGUAGAAUCAUUGCUGUAAAGCUGGAAGGAACCCCAGUGGCCCACAAGUUUACAGAUGAGGAAACUGAGGCCCACAAGCUUAUGGGACUCGUCCAAGGCCUCUGA
Gracilinanus agilis (Agile Gracile Mouse Opossum) is the source of this 3459-nucleotide messenger RNA. It is a transcript of the gene CFAP251, whose product is annotated as cilia and flagella associated protein 251. The coding region runs from base 34 to 3459 and encodes 1141 amino acids. The record is from RefSeq and is a predicted model, not a curated record. Gene Ontology annotation, molecular function: protein binding. The transcript has 22 exons. Gene Ontology annotation, cellular component: sperm flagellum. Lineage: Eukaryota; Metazoa; Chordata; Mammalia; Didelphimorphia; Didelphidae.